Messenger RNA from Ostreococcus tauri, 498 nucleotides. RefSeq names its product Potential DNA-binding domain. The record is from RefSeq and is a predicted model, not a curated record. Gene Ontology annotation, cellular component: NSL complex. Lineage: Eukaryota; Viridiplantae; Chlorophyta; Mamiellophyceae; Mamiellales; Bathycoccaceae. Bases 1 to 498 code for a protein of 165 amino acids. The transcript has a single exon.
AUGACGCUCGACGCGAACGUCGACGUCGACGUCGACGUCGACGCCGCGAGGCGCGCGCGAUUACGCGCGCGAUUAGGUCUCGAGAGCGAUGCGCCGGCGAGCGACGCGGGCGAGGGGGACGCGGGCGUGGACGCGCUCGAGGCGGGCGAAGAGGAAGAGGACGCGACGACGCAGCGCGCGCUCGUGGAGCGGCGGCUGCGAAAGAUGAAGGAGCUGCGAAAGAUGUAUCGGGAUCAGUACUGGCGAUUGUUGGAUGCGUUACGAACGAAGCAUCGGAGGUUUGAGGUGCGACGGGGUCACGCGGGAUCGAGGGACGCGGAGGAGAAGGCGAACGCGAGACGCGAAGCCGCGGGCGAGGCCGCGGCGUGCGGCGAUGACGGAUGCGACGAACGACCGAUGGCGUGCGCGAAGUUUUGCUUCAGGCACAUCUUGAAGGAUGAGACGCAGAUUCUGUACGUCGCUGGGAGUGACGGCGCGCCGCGAAUGCGCGAGUCGUAG